UCUUAAGCAAAAAAAAAGUAAAAUCAUAUAAAUAAUUGUUCAUUACUAUUAGUAUUUGUAUGUAUUGUGUUCCUUUUUACUACUUUUCUUCAUUUGUUUUUCCAAAGUCGAAUCCAUGUGUUUUGGUACAAAUUAAAGAAUAUGCGAUAUAGACUUUAGUCAUGGUUGAUGGAUGGAAGACCCGCAUACUGCGCUUUUAGCUAUCACAUCACCAGUGGUAACUUGUGAACAAGUUUAACUCUACAAUCAUUCAUUCAUUCAUUCAUUCAUUCAUGUCACUCUCUUUCUUUCUCUCCACCAACUAAAUGCAUAACACUCUUAAUUUCCCCUGCCAGCAGCCUCUUAAGUAGAGUGCUAUAUAUAUUUACAGCAGCCUCCUAAGUAGACCAAUCCAUCUUAAAUUCAUUGUUAUAGUCAAUUAUCCUUUUUUGUGAAUUUACUUGCAUAUUUCAUUCACUUGUCUUAUAUAAACAAUGGACUAACUGGUAAAAGUUGGCAUUCAUAUUGUUUAGAAGAAAAUUGAGAAUCAAGGAAAGCAUCUUUGUUCAGUAGUAUAUGGGUCGCUGCCACCAGAAACUCGAACAAGGUAGGACUUCAGGCAAGCAUGUUCAAUGAUGCAACAAGUGAGUUUGAUGUUCUAGUGGCCAGUAAUGCCAUCGGAAUGGGUCUUAAUUUAAACAUAUCUAGGAUCAUAUUUUCAACGUUGAAGAAGUUUGAUGAUUUUGAAUUUUGGGACUUGACUGUACCUGAAAUAAAACAGAGUGCAGGGAGAGCUGGUAGAUAUAGGUCAAAUUUUUCUGUUGGAGAAGUAACAUGCAUAGAUGCAGAGGAUCUACCCUUGCUUCAUUCAUCUUUAAACUCCCCAUCACCUACUUUAAAGGAAAACCAUGUUGAAGGGGAAAACGAACUUAAUUAAGGUCACAAAUUUUGAAGAGCAAAUGUUAGCUAGUAAAAGUCAUGAACGUGUAGACAUGAUGACGAUAAACCUACUUGUUACUUAGCUAUUUCAACUCUCUUUUGUUAUUGUAUUUUUCGCAAAAUUAGAUGAUAUAGUUCGAGGUUGUUAUGACUUAGGCUAGUAGUAUGAUAUUUUUAAAAACGAUGAUGAUAAUUAGAAGUAGUUACGACUUAAACUAGUAUUAUGGUAUUUUGUAAUGAUGAUAUAAUGUGAUUGUGGAUCUUAUGUAAUACUUUAUAAAUCAAAUUUGAUGGUAAAUGUUCAAUUAGUUUUCUUUA
Messenger RNA from Arachis ipaensis, 1236 nucleotides. The record is from RefSeq and is a predicted model, not a curated record. Lineage: Eukaryota; Viridiplantae; Streptophyta; Magnoliopsida; Fabales; Fabaceae.